Molecule: messenger RNA, 1302 nt
Organism: Eutrema salsugineum
Lineage: Eukaryota; Viridiplantae; Streptophyta; Magnoliopsida; Brassicales; Brassicaceae
Product: BAHD acyltransferase At5g47980
Exons: 1
Coding region: 1-1302 (433 amino acids)
Source: RefSeq, a predicted model, not a curated record
AUGGCAAUGAAGCUAGACUAUUUAGGCAAAGAAGUGAUCAGACCUGAUUCACUUAAUCAGACCCUUCAUCUUUCUCUCUUUGACCAGUUUCUUCCUUCAACUUACGUUUCCGCCAUUUUCUUCUACGAUGAUCAAGCAAACGUCCAAGAAAAGAUUCUCGUCCAGAGGCUCAAGAAGUCACUCUCUCAGACUCUGUCUCUCUUUUAUCCACUCGCUGGACGGAUCAAAGAAGGCGUUACUGUCGACUGCAACGACGAGGGAGCUCUAUUUACAGAGGCACGAGCCGAUGUACUUCUCUCCGACGUUUUGAGAAACCCAUCAGAUGCUGAUUUGGUUCAGAAACUCAUUGUCUCUCCUGACCCUGCAGAUCCAGAAACUUGGCCGCUGUUGCAUGUCAAGGUCAUUUUCUUUAGAGACAGAGGACUCGCGGUUGCGGUUAGCGUCUCUCACAAGAUAUGCGAUGCGGCCUCGUUGUCAACGUUUGUUUGCAGCUGGACAAAGGCUGCGAGAGGGUAUGCUGACAUGGUGAAUCCCGAAUUUGCUGCGUCUGUUUUCUACCCUCCUGCUGACAUUUCUAUCGAGUUUCCUCCUUUACUCGUACAUGAAAGAAAAUCCAAGACAAAGAGGUUUGUUUUUGGUCCUUUGAUGAUAGAAAAGCUAAAAAACAGAGCUUAUUGUAGCAAACGUGUGCCACAAGCUACCCGUAUUGAAUCCAUCACGGCGCUUCUGGUAAGAUGCGCGACAAGGGAAAGGCGGUCAAAGGCGAGUGCGGUCACGGAAUUUGCUAUAACACAGACAAUGGACUUGCGCCCUAGAGUUCCGUCCUUUCUCUUGCCACGCAAGGCAAUUGGAAACUUCUUCUUUUUACCUUUAGUGAAAGAGACAUCAGAGAAUAAGAUGGAGAUCCAAGAAACGGUGUCUAAGCUACGAAAAACUAAAGAGGAGCUCAAUGAGCUUAUCACAAAGGAUACUGAAGACUCAAAGAGAAGUAUUGAUGAGGCCAAAGAGAGAAUCGCAAGCGCCAUGCUGAGCUCGUUGCUUGAGGUAAGUCCUGAUACAGAGACAUUUGUUGUGUCUAGUUGGUGCAGAAUGUCGUUUUACGAGGCGGAUUUUGGAUGGGGAUUUCCGGUUUGGGUUGCCCCGGAUUCCGUUGACAAGACACAUGUUGUGUUAAUGGACGCAAAGGAUGGUGAAGGGGUUGAGGCAUGGGUGACAUUACUUGAAGCCGACAUGGCUGCGCUUGAGCUUGAUGCUGAGCUGCUCGUUUACGCUACUCCAAGUCCUAGUGUCCUCAUGAUCUAG